Rotaria sp. Silwood2 is the source of this 342-nucleotide messenger RNA. The record is from the annotation of a GenBank genome assembly. Lineage: Eukaryota; Metazoa; Rotifera; Eurotatoria; Philodinida; Philodinidae.
AUGUCUGAAGAAUUAUCAAAUACUGAAUUUGAAAAAUCAAGUCUUUCUCUUUGUGCAGCAAUAAAAACAGUUAAAGAUACAAAUAUUAAAAUUUCUGGUCAAAUUGGUCGAAUUAUUGAAUGUUUACCAUUACCAUUUGAUGCUCCGAAUGCAAGAAAACAAAAUAAAAAUGAACAAUCACAUAUUUUACAAGCGUAUUAUCAACUAUUAUGGAAACAAAUGGAACAAAGAACAUUUACAUUACAUCAAUCAAAUUUUGAUUAUUCUGAUAAACAUUUAUAUAUUAUUCAAUCAAUCUUCAGAUGUUCAAAAACCAAAAAUAUCAAGAGAAAUACCAAUUAG